This is a messenger RNA of Nymphaea colorata (pocket water lily), 987 nucleotides long. RefSeq names its product cytochrome P450 704C1-like. The coding region runs from base 1 to 987 and encodes 328 amino acids. The transcript has 4 exons. Gene Ontology annotation, molecular function: heme binding; iron ion binding; monooxygenase activity. The record is from RefSeq and is a predicted model, not a curated record. Lineage: Eukaryota; Viridiplantae; Streptophyta; Magnoliopsida; Nymphaeales; Nymphaeaceae.
AUGCAGGAAUUAUUCACUAAAUAUUCCAUGGACUCCAUAUUCGAAGUUAGAUUUGGGCUCAAAUUGAAUAUUUUGGAUGAAUCUAACGAGGAAGCGAUUACAUUCGCCAAGGCUUUUGAUGAAGCGAACGCUUUGACAUUUCACCGUUACGUUAACUUAUUCUGGAAGGUCAAGAGAUUUUUCAAUGUUGGUACAGAAGCAACACUCAGAAAAAAUAUUGCAGUGAUUAAUGAAUUCAUCCAUAAAAUCAUCAGGUCUAGACGGAAGCAGUACUCGUGCCAUCAAAGUGAAGAUAUUUUGUCAAGGUUCCUUUUGGAAAGUGAGAAGACUCCGGAGACCAUAAACGAUCGUUACUUGAGGGAUAUCAUUUUGAACUUCAUGAUUGCCGGGAAGGAUACCACUGGUGGCACGCUUUCAUGGUUCAUAUAUUUUCCCUGCAAGCAUCCCCUUAUACAAGAGAAGACUGCACAAGAGGUCAAGGAGAUAGUUGGUUCUGGUGAAAAAGGACAGUUUACUCAGUUUCUGGAAAAACUUACAGAAGGGGCAUUAGAAAAGCAGCAGUAUCUUCAUGCUGCUUUGAGCGAAACCUUGAGAUUGUACCCUGCAGUCCCCCUUGAUAGACAGUAUGCAUGCAAGGUUGACGUCCUCCCUGAUGGAUUCAAAGUGAAGAAAGGUGAUGGAGUCAACCAUGUAACUUAUGCGAUGGGCAGAAUGAAGUAUAUCUGGGGCGACCAUGCGGACAAUUUCCGGCCAGAGAGAUGGCUCCACGACGGAGUUUUCAGACCAGAAUCCCCCUUCAAAUUUCCAGCAUUUCAUGCUGGUCCACGAACGUGCUUGGGUAAAGAUUUCGCGUAUCGGCAGAUGAAGAUAGUAGCUGCACUGCUUACUGCUUGCUUUAGAUUCAAAUUAAAGGACCCGUCUAAAGAAGUGACUUACAAAACCAUGCUGACUCUUCACAUUGAUCGGGGCUGUGAAGAAGACUUGUGA